UACCGCUGCUUCUACAAACUACAGCCCGAGAUGACCAGGAGCAUUUACGAUCAGUUUAUAGCCCAGCUGCAGGCGUCCAUCAAGGAGGAGAUCCAGGAGGUAAAGGACGAGGGGAAUCUGGAUAUGCUCUUCAAUUCACUGGAUAAGAUCGUGGAGGAGGCAAAGAACCGGGAGGAGCCUGCAUGGCGCCCCAGCGGGAUCCCGGAGGAGGACGCCCGCGGCGCGCUGGUGCCGUACCUGCUGAAGCACCGGGGCUACCUGCGGAGCGCCCUGAGGGAGAAGGAGGAGGAGAACGGGAGGGCGGCGGCGGCCGUGCUGGCGGGG
Molecule: messenger RNA, 324 nt
Organism: Leptosomus discolor (cuckoo roller)
Lineage: Eukaryota; Metazoa; Chordata; Aves; Leptosomiformes; Leptosomidae
Source: RefSeq, a predicted model, not a curated record